Messenger RNA from Symbiodinium pilosum, 744 nucleotides. The record is from the annotation of a GenBank genome assembly. Lineage: Eukaryota; Dinophyceae; Suessiales; Symbiodiniaceae.
AUGGCUUGUUCCCGCUGUCGGCAGUGCAUCGACAGCCUGAGACCUGAUGCCUCGCCAUCUACAGAACUCAGCGACGCAUCUGGCAGAGGCUCUGGUUGUCAAGCAGAUCUCUGCCCUUUCCGGAUUCAAGUGGACGGCUUCUCAGGAAGUGGCCCUGUCAUGUUCAACCUGACCAUCCGCAACGGCGAUGCUGUGUGGCAGGUGAGACGCAGGUUUCGGCAGGUCCGAUCACUUCAUCAGUCUUUGAGUCAAACCUACCUCGCCCGUGGGUUGCCAGCCCCUCCGCCCCGGGCGACUGUGCGGUCGAUGGUGUUUGGGCAGAAUGACCGGCCGUUUCUUCAAGAGCGCUCCAGGAGGAUUCAGCUAUACUUGCGGGAACUCACAACCGUAAUCCCGUAUGUGGAACAGUGCGAAGCGCUGUAUCAGUUCCUGUGCUACCUCCACCUUCCCAGAUGGCGAGGGGACCGGGUCCUGGUCGGCGGUGGAGCGCCACCUGUAGACCCAAAUGUGGUGACGAAGCUUCCCAGGGCACUCCCCUUGGAGCCCAGUGAAGGCGAGGAGGUCCCGGACAAGGCCGCCGUCUGCGUGGUCUGCCAGGAAGUUAUGGACGUCAAAGAUGACAUCCGAGUGUUGCCCUGCAAGCACGAGUUUCACUACAAGUGCAUCUCAAACUGGCUGACUAAGCGCAACACUUGCUGCAUCUGUAAUGGCCCCGCAGUGCUUUCUGCGCCACACUUUACAUAG